GGCUCCCUCAACACAAACUUUCCGUCCCGCUCGCUCCCUCCUCCGCGCCCAGCACCUCCCGCUCCGGCCCGGCUCAUUCCGUACAUUCCGGCCAUCCCCCUGCCCACGACCCCCCUUCCCGGCCCCCCUUACUACUCCCUCGGGCCCGGCGGAGCGGCCCGGCGGAGCGCCCCCCGGAGCUCGGAGCAGGCUCAGGCCAUCCAGGGGGCUCAGGCCCAGAGCCCAGAGCAACCAGCACAAUAGCGUCCAACAGCUGGACCGCCAACAACAGCCCCGGGGAGGCCCGGGAAGAUGGGUCCGAGGGCCUGGAUAAAGGGCUGGACAACGAUGCCGAGGGAGUGUGGAGCCCAGACAUCGAGCAGAGCUUUCAGGAGGCCCUGGCCAUCUACCCGCCUUGUGGCCGGCGCAAGAUCAUCCUGUCGGAUGAGGGCAAGAUGUACGGUCGAAAUGAGCUGAUUGCCCGAUACAUCAAGCUGAGGACUGGAAAAACCAGGACGAGAAAACAGGUGUCCAGCCACAUACAGGUUCUAGCUCGGAAGAAGGUUCGGGAAUACCAGGUUGGCAUUAAGGCUAUGAACCUGGACCAGGUCUCCAAGGACAAAGCUCUUCAGAGCAUGGCAUCUAUGUCGUCUGCCCAAAUCGUCUCUGCCAGCGUCCUACAGAACAAGUUCAGCCCACCCUCCCCUCUGCCCCAGGCUGUCUUCUCCACCUCAAGGUUCUGGAGCAGCCCCCCUCUGCUAGGACAACAGCCUGGACCGUCUCAGGACAUCAAGCCCUUUGCACAGCCUGCCUACCCCAUCCAGCCUCCCCUGCCGCCAACACUCAAUAGUUAUGAGUCCCUGGCCCCGCUGCCCCCAGCCGCUGCCACUGCUGCCUCCGUGCCUGCCUGGCAGGACCGCACCAUCGCCUCCUCCCGGCUACGCCUCCUGGAGUAUUCUGCCUUCAUGGAGGUGCAAAGGGACCCCGACACGUACAGCAAACACCUGUUUGUACACAUCGGCCAGACAAACCCUGCCUUCUCAGACCCACCCCUGGAGGCAGUGGAUGUUCGCCAGAUCUACGACAAGUUCCCCGAGAAGAAAGGGGGGCUGAAGGAGCUCUACGAGAAAGGGCCCCCCAAUGCCUUCUUCCUUGUCAAGUUCUGGGCUGACCUCAACAGCACAAUCCAGGAAGGCCCUGGGGCCUUCUACGGGGUCAGCUCACAGUACAGCUCGGCGGACAGCAUGACCAUCAGUGUCUCCACCAAGGUGUGUUCCUUCGGCAAGCAGGUGGUAGAGAAAGUAGAGACAGAGUAUGCCCGCCUGGAGAACGGCCGCUUUGUGUACCGCAUCCACCGCUCACCCAUGUGCGAGUACAUGAUCAACUUCAUCCACAAGCUGAAGCACCUGCCCGAGAAGUACAUGAUGAACAGCGUGCUGGAGAACUUCACCAUCCUGCAGGUGGUCACGAGUCGGGACUCGCAGGAGACCCUGCUGGUCAUUGCUUUUGUCUUUGAAGUGUCCACCAGUGAGCAUGGGGCACAGCAUCACGUCUACAAGCUUGUGAAAGACUAGCAUGCCCACAGGAUGCAAGUCGGACCUCCUCCGAACACCUGCCUGCCUGGUCUCCCUGGGUGUGGGUUGGGGGGACCUACCCACCCAUGGGUUUCUUCAGGCUGGGACCUGGGCUGCCUCCCUGGCCCCAGCACACACACUCCCUGCCACUGUUCUGCGCUUUACUGGAGAGAAGAGGGCUCCACGGUGGGGUGGCUUGCCUGGGCACUGAGCCAUAGAUGACCUGGCCUCAGGUGAUAUCAGAAUUGUACUAUGGAGGACACCUUGGGGGCUUAGUGUGUUGUCCCUGGCCACUAGAGGAGUGUGAUGGGCAGGAGAGAGGGUAGCAUUAAGACUAGGAAGAGACAGCUUGCAAGGAGGCCCUGGUACAAGGUGUCAAAUUGGGGGAUAGGUUGAGAAGGGCCUACACUUCUUCGGACCUUCUGGGUACCAGCCCCUUAACACAGCAAGUCUGGGUCUCCUGAAAGUGCCAAGAUGGAGGCCCCCAGAAGCAGACAGAGCUGGAGGCUGGGUUCAGCUACCUCCCCAGCAGAGCUGGGUGCUGGCAGGGAAGGGGCGUGCUGUGGAAUGGUACAGCUGGGCUGGAGCCUAGACAGGGUUCUACUUCCUGUUCUCCCAGUGUGCUAGCCACUAGGCACCCCUCCCUCCAUGUCCUGCAGACAGGUGGCAGGGAACAGGAGGCUGCCUCUGCCUUCUCUACAUCCAGGUCCCAAGGUCGCCUGGGUAUUUAUGAGUUUCAAAUGAAGUACUGUGCCCCUCCUCAUCCAGCCCGAGCUCCCUGAAGGUCUUCACCAUUGCAUACUGCUCAGGCCACCCCUAAACCCCACCUAGGUUUUAUAUCAUGUAUUAUAUAUAUUUUUGUGUAUUUUUAAAAUCCAGCUGUGACGGGCUAUAUCGUAAAUGGCUCUAAGGCAGGGGCCACUCAAGGCCUGGCUCCUGCUUAAAAAAAAAAAAAAAAUUAAAAAAAAAAAAGCUGUUUCUGGGUCAGGACAGUUGUGCCACAUG
Messenger RNA from Rattus norvegicus (Norway rat), 2558 nucleotides. RefSeq names its product TEA domain transcription factor 3 (gene Tead3). Gene Ontology annotation, molecular function: DNA-binding transcription factor activity. The transcript has 13 exons. Gene Ontology annotation, cellular component: nucleus; transcription regulator complex. Gene Ontology annotation, biological process: regulation of DNA-templated transcription; positive regulation of stem cell population maintenance; positive regulation of transcription by RNA polymerase II. NCBI's taxonomy places the organism in Eukaryota, Metazoa, Chordata, Mammalia, Rodentia, Muridae. The record is from RefSeq and is marked reviewed.